This is a messenger RNA of Populus nigra (black poplar), 2383 nucleotides long. RefSeq lists its product as uncharacterized. Gene Ontology annotation, molecular function: protein binding. The coding region runs from base 239 to 2206 and encodes 655 amino acids. The transcript has a single exon. Lineage: Eukaryota; Viridiplantae; Streptophyta; Magnoliopsida; Malpighiales; Salicaceae. The record is from RefSeq and is a predicted model, not a curated record.
AGCUAGAAAUCAGCUAACAAGGUCGUGGAUGCUACAAGUCAAGAAUAACCUAAAAAAAAAAAACCCAUCCUCUGAUCCGAAAUAUCUUAUGUCUCGCACCUUAGAUUUAGCAAAACUAGCAUAGAUUCCAGCUAACUUCCCUACAAUAUUUAGAUCCAGACACCAAAGAUCUGCAAUUCCACUGUACAAAAUAUGUCAACAGCAACACACUGAUACACAACUUUGUCAAGCUUCUUCAAUGGCAAAUACCCACCAAGGCAAGUUGUUCCUUUUCCUCUAUUUGCUUUUCAUUUCUUGUUCCCCGUCUAGAAUUUUCGCAGACUCUAGCUCCGUCUCAACCCAGCAAGAGCUCGAGCAUGAUAUCCACUAUGCUCCUUAUCGUGAACGCGAGACUGACUCUAGAAUUGAGCUUAAUCAACAAGAAGUUUUAUUAAAUAAACUUGAACAACUAGUGAGGAACCUCAGUGAAAUAGUUGCUAAAUUAGAGCCUAAAUUAUCUGAGUUACCAAAAGUAGCAUCUGUUGAUAGAGAACAGAAUCAAGAGCCAGAAAGGGUUAAUCGGGGAAGUUUUGAUGGUAAGAGAUUGGUUCAAAAAGUUGAAGAAGAAGGAUUAGAGGCCAAGACUAGAGAUGGAGAGAGAGUGGGGGCUGUUUCAGUUACAAAGUACAGUCCAUUUUGGUCAGAGAGGUUUCAAUUCGUGUCUGCUGUGAAAUUAGAUUCUGAUGCAACUUGUAUCCAUGUUUUGCCAUUUAGAGAUUAUGAGGGGCUUAGCAAGUAUGUAGCUGUUGGUGAUGAUAGAGGGAGGGUUUAUGUGUUUUUAAGGAAUGGGGAUGUUGUGGUUGAGUUUUACACAAUGUCUUCUUCACCAAUUACAGCUAUGGUUUCGUAUUUAUCGGCUUAUAGGAAUGAGAGUACUGUGGUAACAGGGCAUCAGAAUGGGGCAGUUUUGGUGCAUAAACUUCGUGAUGUGUCGAACGGGGAGGAUUGGAGCACAAUUUCUAUGGAAAAUGUUGGUAAGUUUGCGUUCCUUGAGAAUGGGGAACAAGGUUCACCUAUAAGUAUCUUGGAAGUGCAUCAUGUCGGCAGAUCAAGGUAUAUCUUGUCAUCGGAUGUUAGUGGGGUGAUUAGGGUUUUUAGGGAAAAUGGGACUGUUCAUGGUUCUGCUAUUCCCACAAGUAGACCACUUGCAUUCUUGAAGCAAAGGCUUUUGUUUUUGACAGAAAGUGGUGCAGGGUCAAUAGAUUUGAGGAGCAUGAAAGUCAGAGAAUCUGAAUGUGAAGGUUUGAACCAAACUCUUGCUCGGAAUUAUGUUUUCGAUGCCACUGAACGGUCUAAAGCAUAUGGAUUUACAUCAGAUGGGGAUUUGAUUAAUGUAUUGUUGUUAGGGGAUAUAAUGAACUUCAAAUGCAGGGUCAGAUCCAAGAGAAAAUUCGACAUGGAUGGACCUCUUGCCUUACAAUCGAUUAAGGGCUACUUGUUUGUUGUUAACGAAGAGAAGGUUUUUGUGUACAAUGUUUCAUCUCAGCAUUAUGUUAGGGUUGGGGGGCCUCGCCUUCUCUUCUCUGCUCUUCUGGAUGAGAUCAAAUCAUCAUUUCUGAAUUAUCAGUCUGCAGAUGCAAACAUCGAGAGAAGAAGGGUGAUACCAUUAAUUGCGAGCGACCGUGAAAAACUUCUUGUUCUUGGCCUCGGGAGUGGGUAUGUGGGAAUGUAUCGUUCUAACCUUCCAAUAUUUAAAGGAGAAUUCAACACAAUGCUAUGGACAAGUCCCGUGUUGUUCUUCAUACUCUUUCUGUUUGGAGCAUGGCAAUUCUUUGCCAAGAAGAAGGAAGCACUUACAUCGUGGGGGCCUGACGAUCCUUUUAGCUCCACAUCUGCUACAACUGGAGCUCCAUUAGGGUCGUCGGCCUCUGCAGACAGGUCAUUUGUAGAUUCAUCUUCAAGAAGCAGUGAUAUGAUGGACUUAAGGGCUAGUGGACUGAGACCUCCAUCAAGGAGGUAUCCUUCUCCUUCUCGAUACCCCGGGGGAGCAACCAGUUCCUUCAGGCCGAGUUCUGCUGAUGCCAAUGCUAGACCUACUUCUGUUGAUCCCAAUUACAGAGCAUCUUCAGAGCUAAAAUUUAGGGGUCCAGCCCUGGAAUCUACAGGUUACCCUAAAAGAAGGGAGAAUCUAUAUGCAAACAAUCAAGUUGUGGAUGAUAGCAAUUGAGUUACAGGAUAAAUUUGCUGUAACAUUCCAACUUGUGGUGUUGGUAUUCUUUUUAGAUUCGUCCUUGGACUGUUCUUCUGCAUUACCAGCGCCGUUUGAGCCUUCAGUGUUGUAACUUAAUUAGCCUGUAGUCGCACUCGCACAAGGUUAAUAAUAAUGGAUAAGAUGUUAUUCCCA